GUUAACAUAGAUAGAAGCAGGGAAGAGAGGGAAGGCUGAGAGCUGAACUGUUCUGCUGAGAACAUACAUCUUGUUGAAGUUUUUAGUCAGUACUUGGAGCAUCAGGACAGGAUGGCUCUCCUGCGUCUUUAUAGUCUGCUGCUGCUCAUGGCUCCUGUUCAUGGCCAGUGGUGGAGUGCUUUCCUGGGGAAAGCACAGGAGAUAACCACACAGCCCCCCACCACCAUCCCCACAACCACCCAGGUAUUGUGGACCACAGAAGGGACAGAGGUGGGCCAGGUGGGGACUCAGACGGAGGUCUUCACCACUGCACCUGUUCAGAGUACCCCACUACAGAGCAUACAGGAGCCUGCUGGUGAUGGAACCACAGAGAUCAAGCCCAAGGCUAAGAAAAUAUCUCUGAAAAUGUGGAAGAGUCGUGAGCGUGGCUCUACGGGACACCUAGACCUGACCGAGUUGAUCGGAGUGCCACUCCCUCCCUCUGUCUCCUUCAUCACCGGCUAUGAGGGCUUCCCGGCCUACGGCUUUGGGCCUGACGCCAACAUCGGACGUCUCACCAAGACCUUCAUGCCCGAUCCUUUCUUCAGGGACUUUGCCAUCAUCGUCACCAUCAGGCCCAGCAGCAAACAGGGAGGGGUGCUGUUCGCCAUCACUGAUGCCCAGCAGAAGGUGGUGCAGCUGGGGUUGGCACUGACGCCCGUGGAGGACGAGACCCAGAGGAUUCAGCUGUACUACACCGAGGGGGGCGAAGAGUCCUCACAUAGCCAACAGGUGGCGUCCUUCAAGUUGCCUGAUAUGAGGAAUAAGUGGACGCGCUUCACUCUGUCGGUGCAGGACCAGGAGGUACGCCUCUAUAUGGACUGUGAUGACUUCCAAGCAGAGACCUUCCACAGGAGCAGCCGCCAGCUCAGCUUUGAACCCAGCUCGGGCAUCUUCGUGGGCAAUGCUGGAGGAACUGGCCUGGAGAAGUUUGUGGGCUCUAUCCAGCAGCUGGUGAUCAAGCCGGACCCUAGGGCUGCAGAGGAGCAGUGUGAAGAGGAUGAUCCCUAUGCUUCUGGGGAUGGGAGUGGUGAUUACACGUUGGAUGACCGUGAAACAGAUGACAAGUCGAUGAAGAACAUGGAACGAAAAAAGGAAACAGCACGGCCAGAGGACAUGCUAAGCGUGCCAGUGCGAGCCCCGCCCACAGAGUCGGAGCUAGAUGUUCACCUGACCACCACAAACAAGGCACAUCAGGAGAUGCUGCUCGAAGGAUCCCACCAAACAGAGGAGCCAGGGGAGAGGUCAGGGGAUGACAGGCCUCUUAGCCACGGACAGAAAGGAGAGCGAGGAGAGCCUGGGCCUAUGGGUCCUGCUGGCCCCCGUGGCCCCGCUGGCCCUUCCACUCCCUCUGAGGAUAGGUCUGGACACGGCCAGCCAGGACCAAGGGGCCCUCAGGGGCCUUCAGGGGCCCCUGGGGUGCCAGGGAAGGACGGACAGCCGGGAAGCAAGGGUGAAGAUGGAGACCCAGGACAAAGAGGACCUCAUGGAUUCCCAGGGUUGGCAGGAGAGGUUGGAGUCAAGGGAGAAAAGGGGGACACAGGAGUAGGCUUACCGGGGCCUCCAGGCCCACCCGGACCUCCCGGACCACUCAAAUCUCACAGUGUACCGUAUGGAGAGGAUGCACUUGGCUCUGGCUUUGGGGACCUUGACGAUACAGAAUUUAUCAGAGGUUCCCCUGGUCCUCCCGGCCCUCCAGGUCAACCUGGCCCGCCUGGUCCCACCCGUUUCUUCGAAGCCUCCGAGGGCUUAUUCCCUGGACAACCAGGUCCUCCAGGGCCACCUGGCAGAGACGGCCUUGUUGGGAAACCUGGACCACCGGGUCCUACUGGUCUGGAUGGGGAUGCUGGGCUGACAGGGCUUAAAGGUCUGAAGGGUGAACAAGGACUAACUGGACCAAACGGACCAACGGGUGAAUCAGGUGACCCAGGGCUGACAGGAGUUACAGGACCAAGGGGACCAGAGGGGAAGAAGGGCGACCCUGGACCUCGGGGGCUGCCUGGCCCCCCAGGAGGAGGAUUCUUUGUCGAGGACGUGGAGGGGUCUGGGAAGAAUGACAAGGUCCUUGGCACAGAACUCAAAGGCCCUCAGGGACCUCCUGGUCUCCCUGGCCCUGCAGGACCAAAGGGUGAAGAUGGGAAGGAUGGGGCUCCUGGGUUGUCAGUGAAGGGUGAGCCUGGUGCUUCUGGACCUGAGGGACUCCAAGGGCUAGCUGGGUUACCAGGCGCCAGGGGAUUGAAAGGAGACAAAGGUGAUCCAGGAUCAAAGGGGGAGUGUGGUCCUGAUGGACACAAUGUACCUGGUCCUCCUGGUCCUCCCGGCCCUCCAGGACCAAUCAUCAAUCUGCAGGAUCUCCUCCUGAACAAUACAGAGGGCAUGUUUAACAUCACUGAGAUACGUGGCCCCCCUGGCCCAAUGGGCCCAAGAGGACCAAAGGGUGACAGUGGGCUUCCUGGUUUUCAAGGUCCACCAGGAAUGAAGGGUGCGAAAGGGGAAGCUGGUGUCACUAUCGCUGCCGAUGGAACUGUGUUGACAAGUGUCAGGGGCCCUCGGGGGCCAAAAGGAAUCAAGGGUGAGCGUGGCUUCCCUGGAGCUUAUGGUGUCAUGGGACCAAUUGGACCAACUGGACAAAAGGGAGAAUACGGGUUCCCUGGUCGACCGGGGCGACCUGGAAUGGCAGGGAAGAAGGGAGACCAGGGAGAUGCCAUUGGUCAACCAGGACUUCCUGGUCCUCCUGGCCCUCCCGGACCCCCAGGUCCAGUAACAGGACUCAACGGAGUUAAUGGCAGCAAAGGGUCGUCACAAGGUGGCAGGAGAGGAAACGGAGGUGUUAAAGGGGAAAAGGGAGAGGUUGGACUUCCUGGAAUGCCUGGAGAACCAGAUGAUAUUCUACCAGAAGGCUUUGUAGGAGAAAAAGGAGACGUGGGCUAUGAAGGAAUGAAAGGAGACCAGGGUGAACCUGGGUUGCCUGGCCCUCCAGGUCUUCCUGGGAGAUCAGGCCUUGUGGGGCCAAAAGGUGAGUCCGUCGUUGGAACCGUUGGUCAUCCUGGAGCUCCUGGUGAACCAGGGGUUCCUGGCAUUGGACGACCAGGCUCUCGGGGGCCCCCUGGCCCUGCCGGACCCCCUGGACCACCCCCUGUUUAUGGUUCAGCUGUGAGUAUUCCCGGCCCACCUGGGCCUCCCGGUUCUCCUGGGAUUACUGGCUAUGAAAACCCGGUGUCCACAUACAGGAACACCAACAGUUUGAUGAGGGAGAAACACCGUGCUGCAGAGGGCUCGAUGGCCUACAUCUCAGACAAGGGAGAACUCUACGUUAGAACUAGAGAUGGCUGGCGCAAGGUUCAGCUUGGUGAGCUCAUCCUCGUCCCAGCAGAGAGCCCAUCCUCUGCAGUGUCCCAGGCCCUGAGCAGACCAGGAGAUCGCACCAGACCCCACAGCCAGGAACUAGUUGGAACUAGCUACGUGCCCAGCUAUAAUGUCCUACCUCAUACAGUACACUCAGUACCAGCGCUGCACCUGGUGGCCCUGAAUGCUCCGUUCUCUGGGGACAUGCGUGGCAUCCGGGGGGCAGACUUCCAGUGCUACCAGCAGGCCCGAGCCAUGGGUCUCACUGCCACCUACAGAGCCUUCUUGUCCUCACACCUCCAGGACCUGGCCACCAUUGUCAAGAAAGGAGACCGCUACAACAUGCCCGUCAUCAACCUCAAGGGAGAGGUGAUCUAUAGCAGCUGGAUGAACAUCUUCUCUGGGAACGGAGGCGUGUUUGACCCAUCCAUCCCCAUCUACUCCUUUGAAGGACGGAACGUCAUGACGGACCCUACUUGGCCUCAGAAGCUGGUGUGGCAUGGCUCCAGUACGGUGGGCAUCCGUAUGACCACUAACUACUGUGAGGCGUGGCGGGCGGGUGACAUGGCGGUGACGGGCCAGGCCUCGCUCCUCCAGACAGGCAGACUUCUGGGCCAACACACCCGCAGCUGCUCCAACCAUUUCAUAGUGCUGUGUAUCGAGAACAGCUACAUUGACCACAGGAGGUCUAAUUAACCUCAACACACAUACAUCUAGUAUACACUCUCUCUCACAAACACACACACACAUACGUCUCCUAUUAACAUAGAGCAGCUAUGUGCUGGACUACAUGAGGCGCUAUCACACACCACAGCACUCACCUCGCUACCACAAAAAGACAGAGCAGCUUCAUACUGACCACAGAUGAAACUCCCCCUGUUCAUUCACCUCUCAUUAUUAAACUCCCAUCAGCAUCACUGCAUUGCACUGGUCACUAAUGUAUGUUUACUGUUUCUUUAAGAAAGGUGUAAAUAUAAUGUAAAUUGCUUCCUGUCAAUAGCACUGCAUCACUCCAAUUCAUUGUGUUUCAAUUUGACUGAAGAAGGAAUGCCAAAGAACUGGUGAUCAGCAACCAACCGACUAACCCACAUUGUUUCUGCAGGAGUAGCCUUUAACACACAGUUUAUUUUUGUUGGUUUGCUCAUUCGAGUCUUAUUCUUAAGUGCCGAGUAGAGUAGUUUGCAUAGAGACAGCAACCAUUCUAACCUUUUGUGGUUUACUGUAUCAGACCCCAAAACAAUAUGAUGAAAUUAGGACGACUGGUCUUUUCUGUUUCCCGUGAUAAAAAAAGAAUAAUGAAAUACCAGGAUCUAUUCAGACAAGGGAACCAUGUGUUGCUCCCUCAAGCCUUGAAGUCAUUUAGAUGCACUUUGAGUUUAUUUGAAUAGUUUGGGGUUUCCAUAUCCAUGAAGGCUUUUUGUCUGAAAAUUAAGGGUUUUUCUGUUGCGAGCGACUUUGUCUUAGUAUUUAAGUUCAAUUCUAUGUUUCGUAUUUUAUUUAUACUGUAACAGGACAUAAUCUUAAAAUGUGGCAGCACAUAGUUUCACUUUGAAAAUUAAAUGAAAUUGAACAAUGUGUGUGUGUGUAUAUAUAUAUAUAUAUAUGCUGUUGUUCAAUCUGCCUGCGCUAUCACCAUGAAAUAGUUGUUUUUGUACAGUAUUCCGCAGAUUGACUUACUGUAGAUGUACUUUCAACAAAUCUAUGAUUGAGAACUAGAUAUUUGAAUGGCUGUUACAGUGAUUCAGAGAAAUACUAUGUACUCAUUGACUGGUGCUCA
Salvelinus namaycush (lake trout) is the source of this 5161-nucleotide messenger RNA. RefSeq names its product collagen alpha-1(XV) chain-like. The transcript has 40 exons. NCBI's taxonomy places the organism in Eukaryota, Metazoa, Chordata, Actinopteri, Salmoniformes, Salmonidae. The record is from RefSeq and is a predicted model, not a curated record. The coding region runs from base 112 to 4080 and encodes 1322 amino acids. Gene Ontology annotation, cellular component: basement membrane.